UUGUUUCAGGCGAACAAAUGGAACGGAUCCUCAAUAGCGGCUGUUUUCCAUACACCUAUUCGACCAUUUUAUGUGAAAGUGGUACAUCGUAGUAAGCAACCCAGAACUGUACGGAAUCCAUGCGCCAAAAGCUCCUGCUCACACCUUUGUCUCAUGGAUGGCCAUGGCCAGUUCGAAUGCAAAUGCCCACAAUUUAUGCAAUUGCUGUAUGGAAGUACGAGCACAUGUGCAGAGGUGAAGUCGGCUGUGUUGCUGUCAACGAAGAAUUCCGUUAUUGGUGUGAAUGUCGCUUCACCGAAAGACACCGUAUUCACCGCGUCCGGUUUUCAA
Molecule: messenger RNA, 330 nt
Organism: Cooperia oncophora
Lineage: Eukaryota; Metazoa; Nematoda; Chromadorea; Rhabditida; Trichostrongylidae
Source: the annotation of a GenBank genome assembly